Salvia splendens (bonfire salvia) is the source of this 663-nucleotide messenger RNA. RefSeq names its product pectin acetylesterase 6-like. Gene Ontology annotation, cellular component: plant-type cell wall. The coding region runs from base 1 to 663 and encodes 220 amino acids. The record is from RefSeq and is a predicted model, not a curated record. Lineage: Eukaryota; Viridiplantae; Streptophyta; Magnoliopsida; Lamiales; Lamiaceae. Gene Ontology annotation, molecular function: pectin acetylesterase activity. The transcript is spliced from 8 exons. Gene Ontology annotation, biological process: cell wall organization.
AUGGUGACUAAUGCUAGCCUAUCAGGGGGCUUGGGACUAUCUAACUUUGUUACGGCUUUCGAGCACGUCUCCCCGAUGUGGGCAGAAGAGAAUGUCCUUAAUGCCGACUACAGAGAGAAAUAUUUUGCCGCCUCCGUAAUUACGCUCCAUAAUAUAUCCAGCCUCCUUCCCGUGACGUGCACUGAGAGAAUAGAUCCGAGUUUGUGUUUCUUCCCCGAAAAUCUAGUAAGAGACAUUCAAACUCCAAUCUUUAUAUUGGAUAGUGCAUUUGAUGCAUAUCAGGUGAGAUUACGUUUGGUACCUCCACUUUCUGAUGACCGCAUAAGAUGGGAUUUGUGCUUGGGGAAUAUCAGUACUUGUACAAGUACGGAUAAACAAUUAAUAACUGAUUUUGGGGGUGCAUUUUUAAAAGCCGUUAGAGAGAUCUCAAAUAAUCCAACAAUAGGCAUGUUUAUACAUGCAUGCCUCAUUCACACUGUCUUAAUUGAUGGACGUUUUUGGACCCCCAAUUCAACCAUCAAAUUGGGAAAUUUGAGCAUACAAGAGGCCUUUGCAAAUUGGUACUUUGACAGAGAACCAGUUAGACUUAUUACUAUUGCUAAUUUUUUAGAGAUUUUUGUAGUUGUUAAACCGACAAAUAUAUUCACAAAUAAGAGCUACUAA